Messenger RNA from Telopea speciosissima, 402 nucleotides. RefSeq lists its product as uncharacterized. NCBI's taxonomy places the organism in Eukaryota, Viridiplantae, Streptophyta, Magnoliopsida, Proteales, Proteaceae. The transcript has a single exon. Bases 1 to 402 code for a protein of 133 amino acids. The record is from RefSeq and is a predicted model, not a curated record.
AUGGCAACCACUGCCACGCUGAUUUCUUUACGACCUACUGGGAUCCGAGCAUCAGCUUCUUCCGGCCACAGAAAACUUGAAAACAAUCGCCUGAAAGCCUCUUCCGGCAACUGGUGGACCCCUCUCUUUGGCUGGGGCGCCGACCCCGACUACAUUGAUGGCAAAAACAACACCAACAACAGCAACAACGGAGAAAGCAGCAAUCUACAGGGAGGAUCUGAGUCCGAUUACGAGAGGACGGCGCGCUCUAGAUCGCGAUUCGCUCCAGGUUGCUUCACGGAGGAAAAGGCGAAACAGCUUCGGCUGAUGACCAUGGAGACAGAAACCUUCCACGACAUCAUGUACCACUCGGCGAUUGCGUCUCGCCUCGCUUCAGACUUUCCGAAUCGCGCCGACCGGUAG